CGACAGUUCUGCUAUUAACUGCUAUUUUCUGUUAUUAAGCGACACAUUAAAAAAUAUUAAAGCAAGUUCGGCAAAAGAGAUUUUUUUAUGAAUAUGGAUGCAAAUGCUACUGCUGACCCGGGUCCAAAGAAAAUCGAUGAAUGUGACUCUUUGGACCUCGAUGAAUUAUUGCCACAGAUAGGAGAAUUUGGAAAAUAUCAGAAGCUAUUAUUAUUCUUAAUAUGCUUGCCCGCCUGUGUACCGUGUGGUUUUUGUGCUUUCAACCAACUGUUUAUGGCGGCUACCCCACAACAUUGGUGUUAUGUACCAGAAUUAAUGAACUUGGAUCAGGAAUUAAGACGGAAAUUGAUUGCUCCGAUCGAUAAUGCACAUGGAUCACUCAGCAAAUGCAAACGUUAUGAUGUUAAUUAUACUGAAAUUCUGACGAGCAAAGAAUUUAGUGAUAUAAAUCCGAAUUCCAGUUGGCCAGUGAUUAAUUGUGACAAAGGCUGGGAGUAUGAUACAACUCAAGUUGAAUCGUCUGUCGUAAUAGAUUUUGAUUUGGUAUGUGAUCGUGCCAUAUACCCAACAUUGGGUCUAGUUGCGUUAAAUGCUGGUGGACUGGUAGGUGUUUACGCUUUUGGAUGGUUAAGUGAUCGUUUUGGGAGACGAUCAACAUAUUUUACUUGUUUGGCCACACUUCUUGUUGGUAGUGUAUUAACAUCUGUUUCUCGAGAUUUUAGAACUUGGGCCGCCAGCAGGGCUAUCGUUGGACUUACUAUUCCCGCUGUUUAUCAGAUUCCUUUUAUUAUAGCUUUGGAACUGGUCGGUCCUAAAUAUCGUGCUUUUGUAACUGUUCUAACGUGCACUUUUUACACUUUCGGAGUUAUGAUUCUGGCCGGCGUAACUUACUAUAUACGAGAUUGGACAACCAUGAGUUUAGCUACAUCAGUGCCGUUUAUAUCAUUUUUCUUAUAUGCAUUUUUUCUACCAGAAUCUCCUAGAUGGUUAUUAGCGAAUGGAAAGCUCAAUGAAGCUUUAACAAUUUUACAAACGUUAGCAAGUGUAAAUAAACGAACCAUCCCAGAAAGUUUUUUAAACCGUUUGCAAAAUUUGAAUAAACUUCAGGUAAAACAAAAAGAAAAACAGCCAGGAGCUCUUUCUUUGUGCAAAACGCCAAAUAUGAGAUUGAAGACGAUACUAAUUACUUUAAAUUGGUUUGCAAAUGAAACUGUAUACAUUGGAUUAAGUUAUUAUGGACCGCAAUUGGGUAGCGAUCCUUACGUGAGUUUUCUUCUUGCAUCAUUAGUUGAAAUACCAAGUUACGUGGUUUGCUGGUUUCUUAUGGACAAAUGGGGAAGAAGAUGGCCUUUGUGCCUAGGCAUGAUUUUGGCAGGAAUUUUGUCUUCGAUUACAGUUCUACUUCCAGCAGAUGCGGUUAUUACAACCUUGGUUUUGUACCUUCUUGCAAAAUCCGCUAUAUCUGCAUCAUUUUUGAUUAUUUACCCUUUUGCUGGGGAAUUGUAUCCUACUCAAGUUCGAGGAGUCGGUAUAGGAACAUCUUCUUACAUCGGAGGACUUGGCUUAAUAGCAAUACCAUUCAUAACUUACUUAGGUGUGGAAAACCUUAUUUUACCUUUGGUAAUAAUGGGUGCGGUAUCUAUUUUUGGUGGAAUUGCUGGUUUACGUCUUCCUGAAACUUUACAUCAAAAAUUACCUCAAACUUUAGAAGAAGGAGAAGCAUUUGGUUCUGAUUGGUCUGUUGCACAAUGCACGGAAUGCAUUCCCAAGCGGAUUAAACCCGUUGAAUCUAUCAAUGACAGUUUGUUUGGCAGCAGAGCAACAGUAUCAACUAUAGCUGAAGAAUAUCAUAAGCAAAUUUCGCAUUUAUAG
Molecule: messenger RNA, 1872 nt
Organism: Ctenocephalides felis (cat flea)
Lineage: Eukaryota; Metazoa; Arthropoda; Insecta; Siphonaptera; Pulicidae
Product: carcinine transporter
Exons: 8
Coding region: 88-1872 (594 amino acids)
Biological process (GO): transmembrane transport
Cellular component (GO): membrane
Molecular function (GO): transmembrane transporter activity
Source: RefSeq, a predicted model, not a curated record